This is a messenger RNA of Bemisia tabaci, 3066 nucleotides long. RefSeq lists its product as uncharacterized. Gene Ontology annotation, cellular component: extracellular region. The record is from RefSeq and is a predicted model, not a curated record. NCBI's taxonomy places the organism in Eukaryota, Metazoa, Arthropoda, Insecta, Hemiptera, Aleyrodidae.
AUUUGAAACUUUAUGAGCCUUGAUCCUCGGAUUAAUUCAAUGCUAAGUUUUUACGGUAGUCCCAUGUUGGACAUUUCAGUUGCUUUUCUGAAGCUCUUACUUACACGAUCCUGGAUUUGAUCCAUUCCCUUGCUGAUGCAUGUGAAGUGAAGUUUCUUGUCUCAUAUACACUUUCAUGGCAAAUAUGUGUGCUUCGCGUGGUUUUUCGUGGUCAAUAGUGUUGUGUCGUGAUUAAUAUUAUGUUUUGACCGAAUGCAAAGGAAGAAAAAGAUUUUCUGUAUCCUAAUCAAUCGAUUUAAAACACAAAUCUUCGCCAAUUAAAAUUAAAGCAAAGUGUCGCACUCUAUCUUACCGUUGAAGUCAAAUAACUUUUUUGCAAAAAGAAUAAAAAACUGAAUGUGGAUUUUUCAGCUUUAUAGAGAGCAGGAUAGACUCAAAUCUUAUCAAAAACACGAGCGAAAUUCGAUAGUGCUAAUUACUUAAAGUCGUAUGUUUUAAGACUUUGAACUUCUUUACUUAUUUUAAUUAGCCGGAUUAAAAGAAAAUUGAUCAUUUUAGAAGUCUCGCUAUAGUUAUCUCAACGAUAGUUAGCGUAUUCAUAAUGCACAGUCGCGAAUUAACAUUUAUCGUCACAAUAUUGGUACUUCGGGAUUUUUUGGUGUGUUCCUCUUCGGUCGAAUUUUCCCAUGACACAGAACCUCUGUCAGCUCGUCCUAAAAGUGUUCCCGAAAUAAUAAGCGCCAAAGUUUCGAAAGAAAACUCCGCAAAGUUGGGUUUCAAAAACCCUGGUGAAGUUGAAAAAUCAUCCAUCGCUAAAGACCAUAGUGAGAAAUUACAACCUGCAAGUUCACUUGAUUUCGAAAGAAAACAGGGUCAGCCGACGGACGAGAAUGCUUUCGUAAGGCAAGCACUUGAACAGUUCGAAAAGUUCAAAAAAGCAUCACGUCAGAGGGCACUCGAUCAAAUCAGAAGUCUCGAAGGAAAAACAGAAUCGCUCGCAUUUUUGACGUCAAAAAACGGAAAUUUAGAAGUCGAUGCGCCGGGGAACAUGGAAAAACCUCAAAUGAGUUUGGAUCAUAACAAAGUUGAUUCUAAAAACCCCCCAUCGGAGCCUGGAUUCACUGACAUUGCAGAGUUAACGAUUAAAAAUUCCGGAGAUGGUCUUGAACCACUCACACUUGAUUCUCUUAAGGAAGUGAAAAAAAUCGACAGACGACUCGAGCUACCGGUUUCGAAGAGAGGCACCUUCGAGACCCGGAAAAAAAUAUCACCCAAGAUCGGUUACGGGAACGGAUCCCAAGGGAUCCCGAAAAUCCAAAAGCCAUCAAAAACCACUCCAUCGAAACUUGGUAAGGAGAGCCGCGAUGUCAAAAACAGCAUCCAUAAAACAGCCGGAACACUAGGCACAGGGAUUGCCAAGGAUAAAAGGACUCCGUUGCUGACACGUGACACUGAGGACUUGGAUAAGAACCGAGUUCCAAAAAUCAACAGGACUUUCGAGGGAGCGCUCAACAAACCACUUGCUGUAAAACUUACAGGCAAUAUUGAGAAACAACAAACUGCUGACGAUCAGCGAAGCGAAAACGCGAUAUCGGAUGUGAAGAUUCCUCUCCUGAAACCAGCCCCAAAAGAGAGUUCAAAAAUCGCAAGGAAUGAGACGACAAAACCCAGCCUGAAGCGUAGGAUCUCGGCUCCGAACAUGGUGUACCACUUGGACGCGGAGUGCGUGGCCUUUCCGAGCGAGCGAACGCGCUCGAAGUUCCUGGCGCGUGAGCAGUUCAUCCCCCGAAACCUGAUGAUCAACCGGGUCCAGUUCUCCGGGGACAGGGCCUACGUGGCCAUGCCCAAGCUCAAGCGGGGGGUCCCUUUCUCCGUGGGCAAAGUGUCCCUCGCGGGGGGCCCUCGGAGGGAGCUCCGCAUCGAGGCCUUCCCCAGUUGGGCCAUCCACCGCUACGCCAACAUCAGCGGUAUCGUCAACGCCGUGGACAUCUUCGCCGAGGAGGGGACGCUCUGGAUCUUGGAUACGGGGGUCGUGUCCACCCUCGAGAACCCCGAACGACUGGCUCCGCCCAAGGUGUUCGCCGUUGAUCUGGUCACCGAGCAGGUAAUCAAAGCAAUAGACUUGUCGAACUUCGUCGACAAAACGAGCCGUCUGCAGCACUUGGUCGUUGAGUCCGGUCCGUACGACUGUCGCUUCGUCUACAUCAGCGACGCAGCAUCGCGAGGCCUCAUCAUCUGGGACGUGUGCCACGACUUCGGCUCGAAGAUCAUCCUGCCGAGGUCCACCCAACCGGAAGUCGCCGCCAGACCGGAUAUCCUGUACCUCGGCCUCGUCACCCGCGGGAAGAUGGACCUUCUCGCCUUGACGUUCCUCGGAGCGGAGCGUCUGUUCGGCAUACCCACCUACUCGCUGCAGAACCUCAAAUUCGGCACCAUGACCGGCGACGUCACCAAUAUGGGCCUCAAGCCGAGGAAGCUGGUCAUUCUCGCCGCGAAUCAGCAAUGGAUGUACUUCCGGUUUGUCGCCUCCGGGGAUGUUUAUGCGUGGGAUGUGGGCACGGAUUUCAAGGAAGAGAACUUCAAGAAACUUCGGACUGGGGGCGAGGAGGGAUUUGCGACGCAGGUGGCGGUUGGACACAAGAGGAUGAUCUGGGCCCUGGAGUCGAAUUUUCAGGACUACGGCAAGCAAGGAAAGGAGUCCGGGCUUGUUUUCUCCAUCAGGGCCAUUUGCAAAAUCUCUGACGUGCAAUUUAUUUAGGUGAAAAAAUCGGAGCUCAAAUUCUCUGGGUAAUAAAGAUACUGAUUUUUCUUCUGUGAAGUGUUAUCCAGGAGUGCCCCCCCCCCCAUUAAGGCACCCGCUUUUGAAAAACCAGUUGACUUAUUCUCCUGUCCUAUCAACAAGUUUGCUUGACAUUGAACCAUUUUAAUAUCAUCUUAUGUGGUCUUUAUGUUAGCACUUGCUUCAACUGAUUGGGUGCGUGGCCCAGGGCAUUUUAAUUCAUGUUAUGCGUACUUUAUUAUUUUUUUUAUUUUUAUACCAGAAUAAAUAAAAUGCUUUUAAAAAAA